CACGGUCAACGCGCUCCCACAACAACGCUUCCACAACACUACACCCUCCCUUUCACUCCGCCCACCGGCGUCUGGGCCACAACCUCCGACCCACUGACAUGCUGGCAAUAACACCAUAGGCUACUGCCUCAAUCCUCUUAAUUUCGGGUGGACCAGCUCCACGAACGGAGCCGCAGCAAACCUCUCGGCGCAAUCCAUACUGCGAAGCUCGCCGACCGAAUGCGCACGAACCCUACGAUUUGCUCCGACAGAAGUGAGGAAGCGCUGGGGUGCUGGACAGGAUAGAUAAGGUUGCAGAGCAGCCUUGGGCUGCAGCAGCUUCAACCAUGGCAACGCAUAAUGUGGAAGCCAUGGCCUCGAAGCUGGAGGAUCCCGCGACAGAUAUCCGGAUAAAGGCCAAUGUGGCCAUCGAUAUACGGGACAACAUCGAGAGCUACUGCCAGGGCCCGCAGUACGGCACAUUCUUGAACCACCUGAUACCCGCUUUCCUCGCUGUGCUCGAUGGAAAUCCCGUCUUCGUUUCCACCUCCGCAGAGCAGCGACUGCGCAAUUGCAUCCUUGAGAUCCUUCACCGUCUCCCCAUGACCCCGAUCGAAGCCGUCGAGCCGCAUGCGACCAAAGUAGUGGACAAGCUCAUGGGCUUAGUAAAGACCGAAAACGAGGAUAACGCAGUCCUGUGCAUCAAGAUCAUAAUGGAUUUCUUGCGACACCAGACGAAGGCGCUCGCAGAUCGGGUCCAGCCUUUCCUCGACCUUAUUCAAGAGAUGUUUGAGUCCAUGGAACAGGUGGUGCAGGACACCUUUGACAACCCCUCCGCGGCGCCGGCAGCUCCAGUCGUCCCUUCUACGCCUUCGAAUCAACAGUACUCCCAAUCUCCUCGUCCAGGUUCGCCAGCAACGUCACUAACAGCUGGCUCCUCGGGAGACAUCGGAUCCGAACAACAACAGUCCGUUAUGCUGUUAAAGGGCAUGCAGUCUUUCAAGGUUCUUGCCGAGUGUCCCAUUAUCGUCGUAUCGCUUUUCCAGGCAUAUAGAAGCUGUGUCACUAAGAAUGUCAAAGCUUUUGUGCCUCUCAUCAAGAGCGUUCUCCUUCUGCAAGCGAAGCCGCAGGAAAAAGCACACUUGGAAGCGAAGGCGCAGGGGAAGAUAUUUACCGGAGUCAGCAAAGAUAUAAAGAACCGUGCUGCUUUUGGAGACUUCAUCACCGCUCAGGUCAAGACAAUGAGCUUUUUGGCAUAUCUUCUCCGCGUCUAUGCGCAGUACUUGCAAGACUUCCUACCCACGCUGCCGGACAUAGUGGUUCGACUGUUACAGGACUGCCCUCGGGAGAAGUCAGGGGCACGUAAGGAGUUGCUCGUCGCUAUCCGGCAUAUUGUCAAUUUCAAUUUUAGGAAGAUUUUUCUUAAGAACAUCGAUCUCCUCCUUGAUGAGCGCACCCUGAUCGGCGAUGGGUUGACGGUGUACGAUACCAUGAGGCCACUGGCGUAUAGCAUGCUCGCCGACCUCAUCCAUCACUUGCGCGAUCAUUUGACCAAGGAGCAGAUACGACGCACAGUGGAAGUCUACACGAACAACCUCCACGACUCUUACCCGGGCACGAGCUUCCAGACCAUGAGCGCGAAACUCCUCCUUAACAUGGCAGAGUGCAUUGCCAAGCUGGAACCCAAGGAAGACGCGCGCUACUUUUUGGUCAUGAUCCUGAACGCCAUCGGUGAUAAGUUCGCCGCCAUGAACCGCCAGUAUCAUAACGCCGUUAAGUUAUCGGAGCAGUAUAAGCCGCCGUCCAUUGAUGCCGUCCCCGAGAACCAUAUGGCCCAGAAGGACCAACCGCCAGACUGGGAUGAAAUAGAUAUCUACUCUGCGACUCCUAUCAAGUCCCAGAAUCCUCGUGAUAAGAGUUCUGAUCCUAUUGCGGACAAUAAGUUCCUAUUCCGGAAUCUGCUUCACGGUCUUAAGAACAUGUUCUAUCAGCUCCGGGCUUGCAACCCGUCCAAGAUCAAGGAAGAAAUCGAUACUGCCAACGCCUCUGCGAACUGGCAUGAGGUCUCGUUUGGCUACAAUGCUGAAGAGGUGGCUGUUCUCAUCAAACUCUUCAGAGAGGGCGCGAGGGUUUUCCGAUAUUACGGUACUGAUAAACCAGGAGCGGACAUGCAGGGACAGACUCCGGUCGAUGCCAUGGCCAUCCAACAGACUAUGCAGAGCGGAAAGGAGGAGAAGGAAUUGCUCGAGACCUUCGCAACCGUCUUCCACCACAUUGACCCGGCCACCUUCCACGAAAUCUUUUCGUCAGAGAUCCCUCAUUUGUAUGACAUGAUGUUCGAUCACUCGGCACUGGUUGCUGUUCCUCAAUUCUUGCUCGCUAGCGAGGCCACCUCGCCUAGUUUUGCAGGCAUGCUUUUGCAAUUCCUCAUGGACCGAAUCGAGGAGGUGGGGACUGCGGACAUAAAAAAGUCGUCAAUAUUGUUGCGGCUUUUCAAGCUAUCCUUCAUGGCUGUCACGCUGUUCGCGUCUCAAAACGAGCAAGUCCUUCUACCCCACGUGCGAGCGAUCAUCAUCAAAUCAAUCCAACUCUCCACCACCGCCGAGGAACCUACGAACUAUUUCCUCUUGCUCCGCUCACUCUUCCGCAGUAUCGGCGGAGGACGCUUUGAGCAUCUAUACAAGGAGAUUCUUCCGCUGCUUGAAAUGCUGCUUGAUGUGUUGAACAACCUCCUCGUCAAUGCGCGCAAGCCUUCCGAACGAGACCUGUUUGUAGAACUCUCCUUGACGGUACCAGCCCGUUUGAGCAACCUGUUACCUCACCUAUCGUAUCUGAUGAGGCCCUUGGUUGUAGCCCUGCGUGCUGGCUCGGAUCUCGUCGGUCAAGGGCUGCGUACGUUGGAGCUUUGCGUCGACAAUCUGACAGCCGACUAUCUAGAUCCCAUUAUGGCGCCCGUCAUUGACGAACUCAUGGCGGCCUUGUGGGACCACCUCAAGCCGGCCCCUUAUAGCCAUUUCCACUCACAUACCACGAUGCGCAUACUGGGAAAGCUCGGGGGCCGGAAUCGGAAAUUCAUCACUGGCCCCCCAAACCUCGAAUGGAAGCCAUAUUCUGAUGACGCGUCGUCCAUUGACAUUCGACUCAUUGGAUCUACGAAAGAUAGAGCUUUUCCUGCGGCCAUUGGAAUCGACACUGCUAUAGCCAAACUGCAUGAAGUCGCAAAUCCCAAACAACCAGCUGCGCAGAAGUCCGAUCCAUUUACAAAGCAACAGGCGUUUCGACUUGUCAUGUCACACACCAAACUUUUGGUGGGAUUUGAGAGUCUCCCCGACGACUUUGCGCAAUUGGUGCGGCUUCAAGCCACUGAUCUGUUGGCAAGAAAAGUUGAUGAUGGGGUGGACAUCUUUGCGACCUCUGAUCGCGGACGGUCCGUCAGCAAAAAGAAUGUCGAGCAACACACUCUCAAAAAGCUGCUCAAGGCUUGCUUAUUCGCGACGUCUUUGCCGGACUUGGAAGCCGAUGCAACAGCCAUGGUGACAAGCCUCGCUCAACACUUCACCCUCCUGGAAGUAGGGAACCAAUUCGCCACGCUCAAGCACAAGGCCAAACCGUUCGAUGUCAAUUCCGGGGAGGGCCCUGUUCACAUAGAUACCGAUGUCUUUGUCGAUGCUCUUGUGGAGUCUCUGUCAUCGGACCAUGCUAUAGUGCGGGAUGCCGCAGAGCGUGCCAUCCUCACCAUGCGCGAUUCGGCAAGGGUCAUAUUCGGCUCAGAAGACAACCUGAACAAGUUUCCAUACUUUGACGAGAUCGCGAAAAGCUUUUGCCACUGCUGCCAUGCCGAAGAUUGGUUUAUGAAGUCCGGAGGGACUCGGGGGAUCUCCAUCCUCAUUCACAAGCUCGGCCUUAGCAGGGAGUGGAAGAUCAGAUGGCAAUCUCAACUCAUCCAGGCACUGAAUUUCGUCAUGAAGGACAUGCCAGCCGACCUGAAUGCGAGAACGCGAGUGCAGGCUGAGGGGCUGAUCCUGGACCUGAUCCGCUCGUGUCAUCAGACCACAUCCAAGGAGGACCUGGAGAAAAAGGACAGCCAUCUCCUCAAACUUUGCAAACAGCUGGUGGGUGACUUGGCACAUAUGAACAAGCAUGUGAGAGAUGCCACACAGAAGGCGUUCCACGUCCUCGCUGAAGUCACCGGCCUUGGGGUUCACGAGCUGAUACUGCCCGUGAAAGACACACUCUUUAUGCCCAUCUGGACAAAGCCUCUCCGCGCACUACCUUUCAGCAUACAGAUUGCAUACAUUGACACCAUUAAUUUUGGGCUCAAGUUGCGCCACAACAUCCUCGAAUUCGACGAUAAACUGAAUCGGUUACUCAUGGAAUCACUAGCCCUAGCCGAUGCUGAUGACGAGGGAUUAGCGAGUAAGCCUUAUGAGCAGCGGAAUGCUGAGCAUAUUAUCAACCUCAGAGUUGCGUGCAUUCGCCUCCUCUCAACGGCUCAGAGUUAUCCUGAGUACAAUACGACCCCUCCGAACCAGACAUUCUUACGCAUCAUUUCCGUGUUCUUCAAAUGUCUUUACUCGAAAUCCCCCGAAGUCGUGGAUGCGGCAAAUGCUGGCUUGUCUGGCGUCAUCUCCGCCACCAACAAGUUGCCGAAGGAUGUUCUGCAGACUGGACUCCGUCCUAUCCUUGUAAAUCUUCAGGAUCCACGGAAGCUUACAAUCGAGAAUCUGGAUGGCCUAGCGCGGCUGCUGAAGCUGUUGACCAACUAUUUCAAGGUGGAAAUCGGUACCCGUUUGCUGGACCAUAUGAAGAACAUUGCCGAUCCGACCAGCCUGCAGAAAAUCUCCUUCACCAUGAUUGAGCAGAACCCGAGGAUGAAACUUGUUACAGGCAUCUUCAACAUCUUUCAUCUCCUUCCUCCGGCCGCGGUGUCUUUCCUGCCCCAGGUAACAGAGCGCGUGAUUGAGUUGGAAACGGCACUGCGUCGCACCCACUAUAGCCCUUUCCGGAAACCGCUGGUCCAGUUUCUGUGCCUUUAUGCUAAGGAUGCGUGGGACUAUUUUGCCCCUCAUCUUCGCGAUCAGGCGCGUGGCCGGUUCUUUGCGCAGUUGCUCGAGAUGCAGUCCAGCGGCGCGCUGCGCCAGAAGGUCGCUGAAGAUGUGCCCAAGUUCAUGGAGGCUUUCCAGUUCGAGGGACCGGAGAAAGAAAAGUGCCGAGCGCAGCUCAAUGCUAUCCACAUUGCCUAUGCUAUGACUCAGUUCGACGAGACCAGCAAUUGGCUCGUCUCUAAGGAGGGCCUGAGGAAGGUGCUCUUUGAUGUCGCAAAGUCCCUCGAGAAGAAGCUCCGUGACAACACACUGGAGCCGGAGCUCCGGCUCGCCGCAGAACAGGCAGGCCACCAGGCUUUGGCCAUCUUCACAACAUACCUCAAACAUGAACCCCAGGACAUCGACUUCUUCUUUGAGCUCAUAGGUGCUGCCACCGCUUGCCAACUGAAGCAGGGGCCGCACCUCUUUGAUUUCAUCUACACGCAGAUCAUCUCGAGCGGAUCGGUUGAAUACUGGAGGACCGUCGUACACAAGUGCUUCGAUCUGUAUACUGCGCGUACCACGACACCGAUGACCAAGGCGUUCAUGUUCAGGUAUAUCGUCAACCCCAUCUUUGCGAUGGACAUCAAACGCAAUUGGGACAGCCUGUUUGGCGCCACGAAGGGAACCAAGCUCAUGGACCGUGCCAUGGUAGACUUGAUUCUCAGCCGACUCUGGAAGCCCCAAGCCGUAACUGACCUCGCUGAAGACACUGCUCAGUUUGGUGUCGACCACUCGCGCAUGGAAGAGUUCCAAUUCACCACACUGCUUCUGAAACACCAUUCUGGAAUGCUUGGAGAAGUGCGUCGAGAUGUUAUCAGGUUUGGCUGGCACUACAUCAAGCUCGAGGACAUUGUCAACAAGUAUGCGGCUUAUGUCCUCAUCGCCUUCUUCAUCGUCGUCUACGAUACACCAGCCAAGAUCGCACACCAGGUCUACCAAGCGCUUUUGAAAGCCCAUCAAAACGAGGGGAGAGCACUUGUGAUGCAAUCGUUAGAACUCUUAGCGCCAGUUCUGACCAAGCGCAUGGCGACACCUCCUGGCAAGCAGAAAGCUUCGCUUCCACAAUGGGCUCAGGCUCCCCGUCGCAUCUUGGCUGAAGAGAGUUCCAAUCUUCAGGGCCUAAUGAGUAUAUUCCAGUUCUUAGUGCGGCAUCCGGAUCUCUUUUAUGAGGCUCGCGAGCAUCUCUCGAGCAUAAUGAUUACCUCCCUCUCCAAGAUCGCUGCUCCGCCGAAUAACCCAUCAACGGAAGGGAAGAAGUUGGUGCUCAACAUUUUGAGUCUCAUCAAAACGUGGGAGGAACGCACGGUGAACGGAUCGGGGUCCGCCUUGUCUCCUGAAGCGUCGGUGGGAUCUCCUGAACAGCGCAAGAGGAGAGCCGACGGAACACUUGUGGCUCCCGGACCGCUUCCACCUGGAUUCGUUGCAAGUCAGAGCAUCCGCAUGAUCCUGAUCAAGUAUCUGAUUCAAUUCAUCGCCUAUCUUCCUGAACGCUACCCUGUCGCAACACCAAAACCCAAAGAGGGCCCCGCCCAUUCCCCGGAGGCUUGCAAGAAGGCCGUGCAUCUCCUGCGGGACCUUGUUCGGUUGUACAGCGAUCUGGAUCUGGACAUCCUCCUCACCAAAAAGAUUGAGGAGAUUCUGCUAACUGAAAUGACCCAAGACAAGGAGAAGAUGGAGGCGUUCUAUACUCGCAUGAUCAAUACGCUGCAGAUUUGCAAGGUCAUUGUCAACAUCAAAUCCGACGAGUGGGUACUCGAGCGCAUGAAACUGUGGGAAAAGAUACUGGACAAGGCGGUCCGCUCAGAGCAUGCCGAUGUGCAAGCCAGCCUUCAUGCUGCGGACGAUACCCCCGAGAUGAAGUUGCAACCUACCAUCAAGCGGAUACUGGAAGUGAUGCCAGAGCCGGUUACGGACGAGGAGGGCAAUUUUGAAGAAUCUCCGUCUACAGAGUUUGUCAAUUUCUUGGGCACCGUGGCUACGGAGGCACUCUCCAACUCCUCCUAUAUCUGUGCUGUGAACAUCCUUUGGACACUGUCCCAGAAACGACCGGAGGAGAUCGAUCAACACAUUGCACAGAUCAUGAAGGCGUUCCAAGGCAAGAUGGCUAAAGAUCAUCUGGCAGCCACCAUGCCGCCACAGGCAGGAGUUGGCCCACCACCAGCGAACCUCGACCCUCGCGAGACGGAGAUCCAGACGCGGUUGAUACUGCAAGUCAUCGACAUUCUUGCUUCCCGCAUGAAUGAGCUUGGAGAGCACCGCCGGCCCUACCUCAGUGUCCUCGCCUCUUUGGUGGAGAGAUCGCAGAGCGAGGAGGUGUGCAAUAAGAUAUUGGACUUGGUAGAGACCUGGAUCUUCCACUCGAGCGAGCCAGUCCCCACGUUGAAAGAGAAGACAGCGGUCCUAAGCAAGAUGCAAUCGUUUGAGCAGCGCCAAGAUCCAACCCUCUUAAAUCGCUUCUUGGAUCUUGUCAUCCGCAUUUAUGAAGAUCCCAAGAUUACACGGUCAGAGCUCACGGUUCGCAUGGAACAUGCCUUCCUUAUCGGUACCAGAGCGGUUGAUGUGAAGAUGCGGAAUCGGUACAUGGCCAUCUUCGAUAAGAGCAUAAGCCGGACGGCGUCCAGUCGCCUCAGCUAUGUCCUUGCAUCUCAGAAUUGGGAGGUCCUUCGCGACAGCUUUUGGCUCAGCCAAGUUAUUCAUCUCAUGUUUGGCUCCGUCGAACUGAACAUGCCAGCUCAGCUGCACGCGGAAGACUUCAAGCUCUUGCAGCCCAGCACUCUUUUUGGCACGUACAAGCAGGAUGCGCGAAUCGCAGAUGUCAUGGUGGACGAUGAGCUUGAAACGCUUGUCAAUAACCAGCGUCGUUUCUGUAACCAACUUGCCGAUGUGAAAGUCCGCGAUAUCUUUGAGCCUUUGGGACAUCUGCAGCAUGCAGAUCAUGGUCUUGCUCACGACAUCUGGGUGGCUCUCUUUCCCCUGGCUUGGACCGCCCUCACGAAAGACGACCAAAAUGAUCUGGAAAAAGGCAUGGUCACGCUGCUCACCAAGGACUACCAUUCGUCACAGAUCGACAAGCGGCCAAACUGUGUUGCCACUAUGCUUGAAGCCAUCGUCCACGCCCGGCCUCGUAUCAAGUUCCCUUCGCACAUUAUCAAGUAUCUUGCGAGAACGUACAAUGCAUGGUACACAGCAGCCGUAUACAUGGAAGAAUCUGCCAUCAGUCCCAUAGUUGACACAGCGGAGGUUCGGGAGAGCAACCUGGACGCGUUGCUAGAGAUAUAUGCUGGUUUACAAGAAGACGACCUCUUCUACGGCACCUGGCGUAGGCGCUGUCAGUUCUUAGAGACGAAUGCUGCGCUUUCAUACGAGCAGUGUGGCAUCUGGGAUAAGGCGCGCGAGAUGUAUGAACAGGCUCAAACCAAGGCACGAACAUCUGUGCUGCCUUUCUCGAGGGGCGAGUACAUGCUCUGGGAAGACCAUUGGGUCAUCUGCGCUCAGAAGCUGCAGCAGUGGGAGGUCCUGAGCGAUUUCGCCAAACACGAGAACUUCAAUGAUCUCUACCUGGAGGCAACAUGGCGCAGCUUUGACAUGUGGCAGAAUCCCGAACAGCGCGAGCAACUCGAUAGCAUCAUCAAAGCCGUCAGCGAUGCCCCGACUCCUCGUCGUGUCUUCUUCCAAACCUUCAUGGCCCUCCUCAAACUGCACAACAAGAUCGAGAGCCAAUCGGAGUUCAACCGCCUCUGCGACGAGUCGAUCCAACUGUCCAUCCGCAAAUGGCAUCAGCUGCCGCGGCGUAUCACCAAUGCGCACAUCCCCAUACUGCAGCAUUUCCAGCAGAUGGUCGAGCUCCACGACGCCAGUCUGAUUUGCCAAAGCUUAGCUGCGACUACUCAGGCCAAUCUGGACCACAAGUCUCAGGAGCUGAAACUCCAUCUCAGCACCUGGCGUGACCGCCUACCAAAUUUCUGGGACGACAUCAAUGCGUGGCAGGACCUUGUCACAUGGCGCCAGCACAUCUUCCAACUGAUCAAUGGUGUCUAUCUGCAGCUGCUGCCGGCGAAUCAGAGUAAUGCGACCGGAAACUCGUAUGCGUACCGUGGCUACCACGAGACAGCCUGGAUCAUCAAUAGAUUCGCCCACGUCGCCCGUAAGCAUAAUCUCCCUGAAGUGUGUAUUGCACAGCUCAGCCGUAUAUACACGCUGCCCAACAUCGAAAUCCAGGAAGCUUUCCUCAAGCUGAGGGAGCAGGCUAAGUGCCAUUACCAGAAUCGGGCAGAGUUGACUAAUGGCCUUGAUGUGAUCAACAACACAAACCUGAAUUACUUCGGCAACCAGCAAAAGGCCGAGUUCUAUACACUGAAGGGAAUGUUCCUUGCUCGUCUCGGCCAGAAGGUAGAUGCGAAUGAGGCAUUUGGUAGUGCCCUUUUCUUCGACCUCAAGCUCCCCAAGGCCUGGGCCGAAUGGGGCCGUUACAACGAUAUGCUUUUCAAGGAAGAUCCAGCGGAUCUAGAAAAGGCAGAGGCCGCGCUUUCCUGCUAUCUGGAGGCUGCAAGUCUGUUCAAGAAUGCUAAGUCGAGGAAGCUGCUGGGCCGCGUGCUUUGGUUGCUCAGCUUGGACAAUGCGCAGAGGCGGCUUGCAACGAAGUUCGAGGAGUUCAAAGGAGAUACCCCUGCAUGGUACUGGAUCACGUAUAUCCCGCAGCUUAUUCAGAGCCUGUCUCGUCCAGAGGCACCCAUUGCGAGACAGAUUCUCGCGAAACUGGCAAAGACCUAUCCCCAGGCUCUCUACUGUCAUCUGCGAACCGCAAGAGAGGACAUGGCAGCGCUUAGGAAGCAGCAUGAGAUAAAGGAGAGGCAGAAGCAGGCGCUCGCACACCAGCAACAGCAACAGCAGGCGCAGAGCUCACCAGCUCCAAAACCAUCACCAGAUCGACCCGCAUCCGCCGCCGGCCCUGGCGCUCAACCCACCCCCGGCGACACAACAAAACCCACGCCCAACGGCACUCCUAGCGUCAAGGUUGAGAAUGCGACCGACGGUCCUGCACCCGCAUCGGCAUCUGCGCCUGCAGCUACUGGUGCAGAAGCCACUCCAGCGCCGCCGCCGCCGCCGCCGAAGAGGCCAUGGGACCACGUCGAAGAAAUCGCCCAGAUUCUCAAGACGGCCUUUCCACUGCUUGCGUUAUCGAUCGAAACCAUGCUUGACCAGGUUCAACGGAACUUCAAGUGUCAACCGGACGAGGAUGCCUACCGCCUCAUCGUUGCCUUGCUCAAUGAUGGUCUCUCCUAUGUCGGUCGCCAGCCAGCCUCGUACACCCCUGAAGUACGGCUUCCCCCUUCGACUGAGGCCAACAUCACACGAUUUGCGGAGUCCGUUCUGCCAACACACAUCCGAAAGUCGUUUGAGAUGGAUUUUGUUGUGCACAAACCUACCAUGUACGAGUACAUACAGAAGCUGCGCGUCUGGAGGAACCGUUUCGAGGAGAGACUGGACCGCAGGAAGCUCUCCGUGCCGCUGGAGACCUUCACACACCAGCUAAAUGAGUUCCGCUUCCUCAAGUUUGACGACAUUGAAGUGCCCGGGCAGUAUCUACAGCACCGCGACAAGAACUCCGAUUUCGUGCGCAUUGACCGCUUCUUGCCUGAUGUCGACUUGGUUAGGGGCAUUGGCGUUUGCCACCGCCGUCUCAAGAUCCGUGGCCACGAUGGAAGUAUCCAUCCCUUUGCUAUCCAGUAUCCUGCAGCUAGAAACUCCAGGAGGGAAGAACGGAUCUUGCAACUCUUCCGCAUCUUCAAUGUCAUAUUAUCCAAACGAAAAGAGAGCCGUAGGCGUAAUCUUCAAUUUCACCUGCCGCUCAUCGUACCCAUUUCGCCUAGCAUGCGUAUGGUACAAGAUGAUGCCUCCUAUAUGAAUAUGCAGGGCAUUUACGAGGAUUAUUGCCGACUCAACGGCAUCAACAAGGAUGAGCCGGUGUUAUUCACUAUGGAGAAACUUCGUGCUCUUCAGCCUCAAAAGAACGUGGAUCAUGCGAACAACAUACGCGUGGAGACAUUUGCGGCAAUCCAGGAGAAGUACGUGCCGCCGACGAUCAUGCUUGACUAUUUCCGCUCGACCUAUCCAUCCUUUGACGAGUAUUGGCUGUUCCGCCGCACAUUUUCGUACCAGUUUGCGGCACUCACCUUCAUGACCUACGUCAUGCACAUGAACGCACGUCUCCCGCACAAGAUCAACAUAUCGCGCGGCUCUGGUCGGGUGUGGGGCACUGAGGCAAUUCCUAGUAUGGCGGGUCUGAAGCCGAUACUGCAUAACAACGAGUCCGUGCCAUUCCGCCUCUCGCCCAACCUGCAAACCCUCAUGGGUCCUCUCAACAUCGAGGGCAUCUUUGCACCAGCCAUCAUGAGCGUUGCGCGCUCUCUCAUCGAGCCCGAGGGUGAGCUCGAGAUGCAAUUGGCUGUCUUCAUGCGCGACGAGGUGACGCAUUGGUACGCGAGCCAGCGGAAGGAACUUGGGCCGGAUCUGCUGCGCGACGGCGUGUCGAAUAAUUCGGACCUUAUUGUCAAGCGGGCGACGAGUCUGGGAAGCUUGCCUACUAGCGGCAAUCUGCCGGCGAACCAGACGGUGGUGGACCUCAUCAGUCAGGCGGUUCAUCCGGUCAAGUUGGCCAUGACGGACCCGUUGUGGAUGGCAUAUUAUUAGAGGGGCGGAGGGAAAAGAAGGAUAGGAUGAUUUUUGGUCUUUGAGGAGUAUAGUCGGGUUCAGGAGUUUGGCGUCCCUGUGUUGGCGGAUUCUAUAGGGAAAGAGUACCCCCCGGGAUGUUUUGCAUGGUGUUUGGCGUCCCUCUCUGUGGAUACCAAAUACUGCUGGAGUUCUAGUUCGUCACGAUGUAUUAUCUAUGGCGAUGGUUAGCUGGGGAUGGCCAGCCAGCACGCCGUUCGAAGAUGGAAAGGCGUGCCUGAGGCUGCUAUCCUUUUGGCAUGAUUGAUGUAUUUGAAGGCUUGCAUGGAUUGGUGUUUUUCUAUGUGAGUAAUAUGGGGGUUUCGAACGCCGUAGUGUUUUAAUAGAUGGCGCUUUUGUGUUCAGU
Westerdykella ornata is the source of this 12141-nucleotide messenger RNA. RefSeq lists its product as uncharacterized. NCBI's taxonomy places the organism in Eukaryota, Fungi, Ascomycota, Dothideomycetes, Pleosporales, Sporormiaceae. Gene Ontology annotation, cellular component: nucleus; SAGA complex; NuA4 histone acetyltransferase complex. Bases 327 to 11756 code for a protein of 3809 amino acids. The record is from RefSeq and is a predicted model, not a curated record. The transcript is spliced from 4 exons. Gene Ontology annotation, molecular function: transcription coregulator activity; protein binding. Gene Ontology annotation, biological process: regulation of DNA-templated transcription; DNA repair.